This is a messenger RNA of Pieris napi, 3796 nucleotides long. It is a transcript of the gene Efa6, whose product is annotated as PH and SEC7 domain-containing protein. The transcript is spliced from 20 exons. NCBI's taxonomy places the organism in Eukaryota, Metazoa, Arthropoda, Insecta, Lepidoptera, Pieridae. The coding region runs from base 181 to 3003 and encodes 940 amino acids. The record is from RefSeq and is a predicted model, not a curated record. Gene Ontology annotation, molecular function: guanyl-nucleotide exchange factor activity; protein binding; phospholipid binding. Gene Ontology annotation, biological process: regulation of ARF protein signal transduction.
UUCUCUUGGAUGGGUGCGCUUGGAUGUCGCUAUUCGUUUGUAAUAAUUUUAUGAUUACUUCUGAAUAUUUUUUAACAAUUUUUGUAAGUUGUAUCCAUCUCUUUUUUACGUGAUUGUGCAAAAAGUGCUCAUAGUGUAUUUUGUUUUAAAAAUGCUAUCCAAUGCAUCCUUGCACUGAAUAUGGCUGAGGAAAGACUUGUAGUUCUAAACCGAAGUGACAACUUAGGUUUCGGAUUUUCUUUGCUGAGUGAAGCCGGUUCGCCUCACAUAAUUUACAAAAUUGAAGAAAAUUCUCCAGCAGCACGCAGUGGCGAGGUAGAGACAGGAGAUGUAUUGCUCAAGGUGAAUGGGACUGAUGUGAACCGGUUCACGACAAGGGAAGUUUUAAAAUGUUUACGACUCUCCUCGGAUCCCGUCACAUUACGGCUGAAAAAGGAUCCACAAAUCAAAGCAAACGUAAGGAGAUACCUCACAGCCGCCGCCGAGCGACGGAAUAGUGGUCCCCGGAUUAAAACUGAAAAACCGGACUCUCCAAUAUCCAGCAAUUCAAACAGCAACUCGUCUAGCAAUUCGUCGAGCAACGGGUCGGGAGUUCAGUCGGGCGAAAGCUGUGAAGCUCUUCUAACAGGAGACAGGCUUCGACCGAGGGCUAACCAGCCCAAAUUCGAAGCCUACAUGAUGACAGGUGAUCUGAUGCUGAAUCUGUCGAGGGUUGAACAUCCACAUCACAAUCAUCAUGCGCCAACACAUAGAACACAUUAUCACAGAUAUAAUUCAACACCGGCGUCCCCGAGUGAGAACAGAAUAGCAGCGCGAGUCGAACUAUCCCACAGACACAAUUCCUCACCUGACACAGGCUUGCUUGGGGAACAUGCCAAAUUAUAUAACUCUCAACCUGCGUCUCCGGCAGGCGGCGCCACAUCUACAGGUGAAUUAUCAUCACGAACACAGCAACAGAUUGUUCGCACUUCACGCUCUGAAGAUCACUUACAGAAGGAGUCAUCUCUAAGCGCUGUGGCGGUAGAUAUGGAAGAGGAUGUGACGUCAUCGCUCAACACGCUGUUGGACGCGCGACCGGAUUCCGCCACACCCGGACCUAGAUCUGACUCGGAUGAGAGAGACAGGAUCGUAUGGACCUACAACGCGCCGGUCUCUCAGUGCAAUGGUUCGGCCACCACUUCCAACUCUACCUCCAUAUCUGAUGGGAUCUCACAGCGGUCUUCGUCACCCGCGUCUCCAACGUCAGCGUCAUGGUCCGCCUUAUCCCCACCGCAUAGACAACACCUCGCGCCUCAACACCAUCGCACACUUAAUGGUGACAUGAGCCUGUCAGAGGCCGUGUCGAACAUAUCUAGUCCAGACUUCCAAGACCAGGAUGACAUGUUUGAAACUGGCCGGGAAUGUCCUCGCAUGGAAUUAUCCGAUCCCUCAGAUUCCGAUUCCACGAUUCUGGUUUCCGAACCUUGCCACAAACGUGCAAAAUCGGCAACUUUAUCCGAUACCAGUGAUGUAACACUUAACGGCGCGGACAAAGACUAUAGAAUAGUGAUACAAGUGAAGGGGCCGGAUAAAGGCAAUAAUAAUGACAAUUUGAAUAAUAACAAUAAUACAAAUUAUGCUCAAAAUGGAAAAGAGAAUGGGUGCACAUCGCCGGAGAAUCAGGGUUAUCAGGAAUUAGCUUCAGAUGCGGGCUCUGACGAAGGAUCCGAUGUGGACUCUUUGCACUCGUUCCAUUAUAGUCCGAAGGCAGUGGAUAUUCCAUCAGCUGAAAGGCUCGCUAAGCGGCUUUACCACCUCGAUGGCUUUAAGAAGUCAGAUGUAUCGAGACAUCUCAGUAAAAACAACGACUUCUCGAAAGCAGUCGCAGAGGAAUAUGUAAAGCAUUUCGAAUUGACGGGCGCGACGUUAGAUGUCGCUUUACGGACGUUUUUAUCAAGAUUUGCGCUCAGCGGGGAAACCCAGGAGAGGGAACGAGUCUUGGUGCAUUUCUCCCGGAGAUAUUUGGAAUGUAACCCAGGCUCUUUUAAUUCACAAGACGCUGUACACACAUUAACCUGCGCGAUAAUGCUGCUAAACACGGAUCUUCACGGAUGCGGCGGCGGUUCAUUUCGCCGGAUGUCCUGUGCGGAGUUUAUAGACAAUUUGGCAGAUCUCAAUGAUGGCGAAAACUUCCCUCGGGAGACGCUCAAACAGCUUUACUAUGCGAUACGAACUCAGCCGCUACAAUGGGCGUUAGACACGGAAACCCCAGCGGCAGCGAGUAACGAGAAUCGAAACAAUGGUGGUGGAACUAACCCAUUCCUUCAUGUGCCGGACCAGAGUCGGGCAGUCGAGUACAAGAAGGGUUAUGUCAUGCGAAAGUGCUGUGUCGAGCCUAAUGGGAAAAAGACUCCAUUUGGCAGAAGAGGUUGGAAAAUGUUCUACUGCACUUUGCGAGACUUAGUGCUGUACCUACACAAGGACGAACACGGAUUCAGACGGAGUCAGAUGUCCGAUAAUCUUCACAAUGCAAUACGAAUACAUCACGCGUUAGCCACAAAGGCAACAGAUUACACGAAAAAGCAACACGUGUUCAGACUACAGACUGCGGAUCAGGCCGAAUACUUAUUUCAAACAAGCGAUUCAAAGGAACUAAACUCCUGGGUGGAAACGAUAAACUUCGUGUGUGCUGCGUACUCAGCUCCACCUUUAGCGGGCGCAGUCGGGUCACAACGCAAGUUUCAGAGGCCGCUAUUGCCCUGCUCACAUUCUAAGCUCUCUAUGCGGGAACAGUUAGCGGAUCACGAGGAGCGCGUGUCACGUUUAGAAGAGGAACUAGCAGCCUUGAGACACGCGAGAGAUCACUCCAAAGAACAACAGCACUGUCGAGAUAAAGACCACUAUCUUGUCUAUGAAAUAAAAAGAUACCGCACAUACGCGUACGUGAUGCGCACGCGCAACGGCGGCACCGGCGCCGAGGAGAGCGCGCCCGCUCUGCCCGAGCGCAACGAGAGGCCUCCGUGACGGGCCAUGGCGGUCUUCGCCGCCUGCGUCUUGUGACUGCCGUGUGUCCCCGACCCCACCUACUUACCCGUAGGACAGUGAUAAGUGACCUCUAUCGGCAAAUGUUUUCAAUAGUGAUUUCAUGCUUCCGCCCCAAAUCCCCAUUACACACGUGUGCCCCAACGUAGGUGAUUUACCAAAUAUAAACUUCUUGGGAUCCCAAAAUGUGUUGACCUCAUUAACGAGCAGACCAUAUACCCAAACCCACAACAAUAGUCACUAGUAAUAGCGGAGUGUUUUUGUAUUGUGAUUUCUAAAUAUCUCUCACAAAUCAAAAUGAGGAGAAAAAUAUUCACUGAAUACCAUGCUAUAUACAUAUGUGUAAACUAUAACUAUUUGAUGUUUAUAAAGGUCAUCGUCUACUUUUGGCACGAACCCAUUUACAGGCAUAAAUAUGUAUAUAAAAAUUAAAAUUUUCCUGUUAUUGAACAUACUAUCACUAUGGGAAAUUCUCUUCAAACCGUUUGGAAUUUGUGAAGUUUAAUUUAUGACAAAUAUUUAGACAUGUUUUAAAAUUAUGUGAGACCUUAAAGAAAAGUCAAUUUGCAGUAAUCGAAGUUGGGCAAUCAUAAAAUCAGUGAAACUGUAUAAAUCAUUAAGAUGUACAAGACAUCAUUCAUGCAUGCGUGUGAGCAUGUGUAAAGCCGAUUUAAUUUAUGUCUAUGGCCUGGAGCGAGUGUAUAUUGGCCUAAUAUGUGAAAAUCUUUUCUCCUAAAACAUUGCUCAUUAUGCCGAAUUAUAUUUAUUAUUUUUA